Serinus canaria (Common canary) is the source of this 3345-nucleotide messenger RNA. It is a transcript of the gene CD2, whose product is annotated as CD2 molecule. NCBI's taxonomy places the organism in Eukaryota, Metazoa, Chordata, Aves, Passeriformes, Fringillidae. Bases 148 to 1077 code for a protein of 309 amino acids. The transcript has 5 exons. The record is from RefSeq and is a predicted model, not a curated record.
UAGAAAUGAGAAGUGCUGGAGGAGAGGAGGAGGGCACAGAGGCUGCACCGACAUGUCCCAUCACUGCUGGCUCACAGCAGAAAAUCUUUUCAUCUGCCAGGAGCUAUCACUAGACAAGGCAACACUGGAUGGUUUUUAACCCUGAAAAUGAACUUUAGGAGGAUUUUCUUAAUCAAGUGCUUGCUGCUUUUAUUUCCCAGUGUAAAAUGCUCCAGCACCAGCUGGAUUUACAAGGCAGUGAAUGAGACAGCUCUUCUCAGCAUCACUGCUCCUGGGAGCAUCUACGAGGCCACAUGGAGGAGAGGGGGACAAAGGCUGGUUCAGGUCAAAGAUAACAGAGCCAAGCACUUUGUGAACAAGGAGCAGUGCAGGUGUGCCAUACUCCGGAACGGGACUCUGCAAAUCCAGCGCCUGGAGAAGGAGGACAGUGGGAACUACACGGUGAUGGUUUAUCAGAAGGAUGGAAAGCUGAAGGCAGAAGAAAAUAUAAUGUUGUUUGUUCAGGAACCUGUCCCUCAGCCAAUCCUCAUCGCUGAAUGCAGGAAUAAAAGUGUGUCUGUCAAGUGUGAAGCCAAACAGAAGGCCAAGGACGAAGUAUUUCUAAUAGAACUGACUCAACCCAAUGGCCAAAAAAAUCCAAAGAAUGCAACAGUGGUGGAAUGGCUCGUGCGGAAUUCUGGGACGUUCCGAUGCGUUGCUAAGAACCAAAUCAGUGAAAAAAUGGCUGAAAAAGGAAUUAACUGCUCAGGCAAGAUGGACUUUUAUCUCAUCUUAAGCAUAGCAGGAGGUGCAGUCUUCUUUGUCAUCUUUGUGAUUUGUCUUAUUUAUUGUAUCAGAAGGAAGAAAACAAAAAGGAAUGAAGUUUAUGAGGAGGAGCGAGUGAUGCAGACUCUGCCCACGGACCGUGAGAGGGGGAUGCGGGAGCUGCCCCAGGCUCCAUCCAAGCCCACCCCGAGGCAGCAGCGCCUGCAGCAGCGCCCGCUGCCCCCGCAGCCCCAGGAGCCGCAGCAGCCGCGGCCCCAGCCACGGCCCCGCACCCAGCCACGGACCCCAAACCCCCCGAGACACAGGCCCUGAGCAGACAUCCUGGCAUGCAGCAGGCCCAGAGCCUCCUAGACUUCCCUGGCGUUCAGCAGCCUAAGAAAGGGAAUGCCAAGUGACGGGACAUGUCAUGGUGACUGGACUGGAAGCCCCUCUCUUCCACCUUCGGACUCCUGCUUAUCUCUCUGUAAGACUGUAGGUCACUUUCCCUUAACCUUUGCUGCUGGACAGUUUCCAAACCCCCUGAACCCUACAUCAAGAGCUGAUUUUGCCCAGUUGGGCAGAAGAGCUGUCACUGGGAACCUUCGCAGAAGAAUCAAUAAAGACAUGGCUGUGGAACCCCAUAGAGCCUUCUCCUCUCUCCCCCUGAGUCUGCCUGCCUAGGCGCCUAGCAAGCUGAGAUAUCACUAAAGCUGAGAUAUCACUAAAGAGCUGAUAUCACUUAAGCUUGCUAAGGUUGCCUGCAGCUGAGAACUGCUUGGGAGCUCGGACAGUCUGUCUCGAACAGGUCAGAGCUAUCCGGACCCCGUUGCACACUGCUGGGGACAGCCUGAACCCCAGAAAAGGUUGCAUUACUGGCAGGAGGGGUGUUGGUCUCUCUGCUCCACCAUUUGCUGGGAAAAGCAAGUUUGUGAGAGCCAGGAGCCCCUCCUGCCCAGCCCUGCAUUAUGCUCAGCCAUGAAAAGGCAGCUUUCCUUGCAGAGAGUCAGAGAGAGCAUCAAGUGGAGACCAGGAGACUCAAGGUGGUGGGCAUUCAUCCCUGUGGCUGUUUUUCCAUCAUGUUAGGAUAUGGAUAUGGAGCACUCAGCCCUGUGUCUUUCUGUGGUUCACUUGUUUUUACUGCACCUUGUCUUCGUGCUUUUUGGAUGGUUUUCACCAAGAAGAAGCUAAAGCUCUACUUGGACGAAAUGGACCUAUGGAUCUUAUAGGGUUUCAUCUCCUGCCUCACAUUAGGACAGCUCUCUGGCUUCAGCAUCAAAUACAUGGCCUCCUGGACCAAAAGUUAGUUGUAUGUAAUUAAAUAUUUGUUUGAAGUUGAAAGGAUUUAUGUCAUUUAAUGCAGAGAAGAAAAUAGUGAAAGGACAGUUGAGAACCUUGAAGGACCUGUGUGGGAAAAACACAAAUGGGAAAGGAAGAACUUCUCCCUUUUUUCCCUUUCUCUUUCUCCACUGUGUUUAGAAAAGAAACUGUGCGCUUGAGUUGCAGCAAGGGAGAGUUAGGUCAGUAUUUUAUUUUUCUUUUUAAUGAAACACUGAGAGAGAUUUCUGGGAGAGGUUCUCCAGCACUGGGGUUUCAAAGAGUGGUUGAAACAACAUUUGGUGAAGCCUUUUUGUUCUGACAAGGGCCAGGAGAAUGUGCUACACAGCCUCUUCAGGGAGAGUUUCAACUCAGUUUUUUGUGACUUUUAGGCAAAUAAAACAAACCUUUAUUCUCAGCAUAAGUCUGUGGGGCUAUCCAGACAAUUUUUUCUUUUGCUUAGAAGAGGUCAGGUCUCCUUUGGCUUGUGAAAGGAAGCAUUAUGAACUGCCAGCCAGCAGGAUUGCUGGUGGCACUGUCUGAAUUGCCAGGGGUUCACAGCCCAGGGCUCCUGCUGAGGGUGAGGGACUGUGUUUCUUGGUUUUGUUGGUAACACCUUGGGUACAACCAGGGCAGGAUGGAGAGCUGCUGAGAGAUCUGCAUCCCCAAGGGAGGAGCUGGACUGCAAUAAGUGCACCUGCAUCACAUGCUGGACACUGCUUGCUCCUCUGGGCCUUGGGGGUGUCCAUGGCUGCCUCCACAGGACAGCUGAGGAGCUGAGAGCACAGGCCUGCUUUAGAGCAGUGCCUGCACGGGUACACUCACCCAUCUGGGGUGAAAGGCAGGGCAGGUGAAGGAGGAGAGAGCUACAAGAGCCACAGAGCACCAGACAUCCAGCCAGCUAGCUGAUGUGUCAGGCAGAACACCCAAUAUCUCUUCCAGGCUGGCCUAUCCCACGUGUGCCAGGGGAGAUAAAACAACCAUGCUUUGUUUCUCCUCAGAAAUGUGACUAUUUUUAUCUUCUGGUGUAAGGGCAAGGAGGCAACUGGUCAGAAAAAGGAAGCUUCUGCCUCCUCCAGAGGUCAGUCACUUCACUUGAACUCUGACAGCAGGAACAGCCCUGGGAGUGCCAUUUGCUCUCUUGCCUUGGCUUUCUGCAGCUGAUUUUUGGGCUUUUGCUAUUUAAAAUUGCAUUUGGUAAAUGUUUCGUGGUUUAUUUUGUAACACACCACAUGCUAUAUCACUGUACUUAAUAAAUAAAGAGAGGACUGGGUGCAGAGGACCUUA